ACUAGUCGUCCGCAUCUCCCUGCUGUAAAUCGUGGGACCGAACUCCAUGCGCCGAUAGCUACCUUACCCUAGUGGCUAGAUCUUCAACAGAGAGAGAGAACCAUCGGUGUGUCCACACUCUUACCUUACUUUCCUGGCCAUCGAAGCAGCUACCUGGAGCUCAUCCCCGAAGAAGAGAUCGAAGCAUUUGCGCGACUGGACGAUAUCGACGCGAUACCGAAAAAGCAACCUCACACGUCGAUGACUGGCGAACUAGAUCAAAUGGCGGCGGCCAAGGAGGAGGAGUUGAAGACGCCGGCUGGUGGACUGCAGCCACCAGGUGAAGCAAACGAUUACCUCUCUGCCGGAGGUGGAUCAUACAGUGGGAUGAGCACGCCAGGCACACCCGGCCUCACGAGGACAAAUAGUAAUGGUUCCGAUGGAGGAUACAGCAGUUUUGACACUUUUGGAGGAGGCGACUACCCUCCGGUGGACCGCUUGACCAUGUUCGAUAUCCUGGAGAACCUGGCACUACCGCAACGAUUGGAGAAGAUGCAGAACGUGGUUCAUGAGAACGCAGAGAAGCUACGCCGGCAAAGACAGAGACUCGCGACAAGAGCCAUGUCCAGCAAGAACGUUGUCGUAGACGAGUGGAGGAAGAGAGUGCCUAUUGCCCCAGAUGAGCAAUUACAGAAAUACCGCAAGCGGAUGCGGACAUCGGUGGACCGACUGAACAAGCGUUGGAACGAUGCAAAGACGGUAUCGCUGAUGGAGAAGGUGUCUUUCGUGACGGCAGUGUUGAACAUCUUCAUCUCGGCAUACCUUAUGGGUGCUUUCCCGGAGUACUUCCAUUAUUGGUAUACCGUGCAGCUGAUCUACUUUGUGCCUCUACGAUGGUUCAAUUACCACAAGAUCGGAUUUCACUACUUCCUCGCGGAUCUCUGCUAUUUCGUCAACAUGCUGCUGAUAUCAUCAAUCUGGUUCUUCCCACAAUCAAAACGACUGCUCAUCAGUACAUAUUGCCUAGCAUUCGGCAACAACGCUAUCGCUAUUGUAAUGUGGAGGAACAGCCUUGUGUUUCACAGUCUCGACAAGACCACAACCCUCUUCAUCCACAUCAUGCCCUGCGCAACUCUCCACGUCCUCAUCCACCUCAUCCCCAAACAAAUGCAACUCGACCGCUUCCCAGCAAUUCACACCAUCAAAUUCUCCGCGCCAGGCGCUCCCGAACACUACUCCCUCGGCGACAUGAUCAUCUGGGCCACCCUACCCUACGCCGUUUGGCAACUCUCCUACCACUUCAUGAUAACCGUCCGCAAGCGAUCUAAAAUCGCCGCUGGCCGUCCCACAUCAUUCACCUGGCUCCGACGCUCAUACCGCGGAAACUUCCUCGGUAAAUUCGUCCUCGGCUUCCCAGAUCGCUUACAAGAGCCCAUCUUCAUGUGCAUCCAAUACUGCUACGCGCUACUCACCAUGCUGCCCUGCCCGAUUUGGUUCUGGUAUCGAUGGGCCUCCGCUGGUUUCCUCAUCACAUGUCUCUCCUGGGCGAGCUGGAACGGCGCGACGUUUUACAUUGACGUCUUUGGCAGGAGGAUGGAGAAGGAACUGAAUAAGCUCAAGGAGGAAGUGGCCAAGAUGAGCAAGAGUCCGGAG
Messenger RNA from Zymoseptoria tritici IPO323, 1632 nucleotides. RefSeq lists its product as uncharacterized. Gene Ontology annotation, biological process: phosphatidylcholine biosynthetic process. The annotation marks the transcript as partial. The record is from RefSeq and is a predicted model, not a curated record. The transcript has 4 exons. NCBI's taxonomy places the organism in Eukaryota, Fungi, Ascomycota, Dothideomycetes, Mycosphaerellales, Mycosphaerellaceae.